This is a messenger RNA of Sapajus apella (tufted capuchin), 1153 nucleotides long. RefSeq lists its product as uncharacterized. Bases 31 to 774 code for a protein of 247 amino acids. The transcript has 2 exons. NCBI's taxonomy places the organism in Eukaryota, Metazoa, Chordata, Mammalia, Primates, Cebidae. The record is from RefSeq and is a predicted model, not a curated record.
AACCACUGAAGGGCAUUCCCUCUAAUCCAGAUGGCACAGGAGACCACCAGGGAACAACUGAAGGCAAUGCUGACCAUCAGCUUCGUCAACUUGUCAACCUUGAGGUCCACAGGAUCUAAUGGGCUUGCUAAGAACACUGACUGCCAGGAGCCAACUCAUGGGGAUUCUCAGCAUCAACAGGUCUGUCCAAGGCAACUGGGUGCAGACGGGCAGGAGAGGAAGCCCCUGGAGAAAGCCUAUCUGGCCCUGUACCCUACUGGGAAGGGGAUUCCUGGCCCAGGAUUUCACCUAGCAUCGGGGAAGAGACUGGACUACAGGCUAGCUCCAUCUUCAACCUGCAUUAAGACUGGGACCUGUAAGAGAAGACAAGAAGCCCCAGCCCCUUUCCAAAAGGAAGAAAAGAAAGGAAAUAUAAGCCCUGAAGGAAACCAAAGAUGGCAGGGCAGCCUGGGACCUGCCCAGCACACGGGCCCCUGCUUCAUCGUAACUGCAACAGGCCUCCUGGAAACACAGGCCCAUAGCAGAGCCAGAGGCAGGCACCACCAACCCGUGUGGCCAGCUUCCGGGGCAACCACUCCAAAGGGGCUGCCUGAUCCUCCGUUUCAUCAGAAACAGGCUCCCUCCCUGGGGGCCUCCAUUCAGGCCGACCCCAGCACUAACUUGAGCUCAGCCCUCAGACAAAGCAAGCUCUGUUUCCUGCCUCCGGAGGAUGAUGGGGCAAAUGGGCCAGAGACCCUCUGCCUUUUCUUUCUGAGGCCGUAUGCAUGGAUGUGAAAACAAUCGUAUUCUAAAGCGUUUCCACAACCUCUUUCAGUCUAAAACAUUUAUUUUAAAACAAAUAAACCAAAUGCACAGAAAACCCAGUGGCCAUGCUAACUUAGGCUCUUUAACCACAAAUCUCGCCAGCAAAUAACAGCUCAUGAGGCACUGCAACCCUGAGCACUUCAGAGAGCACUGCCAACUUCUACACUUACUCAGCUCCCCCGGCCCAGGCACUGUGUGCCCCAGGUCCCAGUAAAAACGCAUUGAACUGUUUAGUGAAAUCUCCUAUAAACGAGAUCCAGGAAAAAGCUGUGCUUUAUUUCAUCCAUUAAGUAUUAGUCACAUUGACCUGUUUACAAUAAGGGCAGGCUGUUAUUUUUAAUGGUGACAA